UUUUAUUAAUUAUUAGACCCGAAAACAAGCAGCAAAUUUGCUUAUCGGCAUUCCCGUAAAGAGUUUAUCAAUGGCUAAUGUAGGAGAUCAAAGGAGCUCUGGUAAUCGUGUAGCUCAGAAGUUUGAGCCAUCCUCUGAUUGGACUCAUGACGAUAAGGCCAGUUAUCUUUUCCUUGAUCUUCCUGGUUUUAAAAAGGAGCAGCUGAGGCUUGAGCUUGCUUCAACCGGUCACAUAAUCAUCAGUGGAGAAAGAGUAGUUGAUGAAAACAAAUCCAUAUAUUUCGAGCAAAGCUUUCCAUUGCCUGAUAAUUCGGAUACGGAUAAGGUCAAUGGGAAAUUCGAUGGCGAAUUUCUUCACGUUACAGUCCCCAAGCUAUCUGUUGCAGAAGAAGAAAAUCAUGCAGCCGAUGGCUUAGGCGAAGCGAGUGUUCCGACUGAGACCUAUUCUAACCAUGAUGAAAACCAAAGCAAACAUGAGGAUCACGAGCGGCGGAGCAGUGGCGGCAUCGAUGAAGCCAGCAAGGAAGGUAACCGAGUUGCGAGCUUUCCGGAGGAGAUGGUGAAGAAAUGGGAAGGAGAUGAAGGUCCAUUGGAGAUGGCUAUCAAGUUUAUUAAGGAAAAUAGAGGGGCCGUUGUUUCGGUUAUCAUUGCAUUAUCGGCUGGGGUUUUCAUUUGUCGAACUUUUGAUUGAAUUUGUAUGUACGCACACAAUAA
Molecule: messenger RNA, 714 nt
Organism: Hibiscus syriacus
Lineage: Eukaryota; Viridiplantae; Streptophyta; Magnoliopsida; Malvales; Malvaceae
Product: 16.9 kDa class I heat shock protein 1-like
Exons: 2
Coding region: 71-691 (206 amino acids)
Source: RefSeq, a predicted model, not a curated record